Molecule: messenger RNA, 5463 nt
Organism: Myiozetetes cayanensis
Lineage: Eukaryota; Metazoa; Chordata; Aves; Passeriformes; Tyrannidae
Gene: TACC1
Product: transforming acidic coiled-coil containing protein 1
Exons: 14
Coding region: 29-2392 (787 amino acids)
Biological process (GO): cerebral cortex development; cell population proliferation; mitotic spindle organization
Cellular component (GO): cytoplasm
Source: RefSeq, a predicted model, not a curated record
GAGCGGAGCGGAGCGGGGAGCGGCGCCGAUGGCGUUCAGCGCCUGGCAGAUCCUCUCGCCGGUGCAGUGGGCCCGGUGGACCUGGUCGGCGGUGCGGGGCGGGGGCGGCCCCGAGGAGGGGGACGGCGGGGCCGGGGCGGCCGAGGAGGAGGAGGACGAGGAGGACCAGGACCCUCCGGCGGGGGGCUCGGCCCUCAGCUUCAGCUCGGACUCCACUGAUAAUUUUGAGACCCCUGAAGCAGAAACGCCGACCUGCUCGCCUCUAAAGGAGUUCUGCGAGCCGCCGGGACCACCAGAGCCCGAGGUCGGGACCCCAGAGCCAGGUGACCAUGGGGACCUGCUGGUAGGGGGAGCCUGCCCGGCUGGCUCUCCCAGGAAGCACUCCAAGGAUGAGGCUCAGCCGGAGACCGGAGCCCCUAAAGCCAGCUCAGAUGCUAAAGGGGAAACUGGCCCCGACAGCUCAUCCCUGACACAGCCUCUGGCCGGGCAGGGCUGCAGGGCUGACCCUGGCCACGCUGCCGUGCCCGCUGCAGAGCCAGCCCCGGUGCCCCAUGCGGGCACAGCCACCGGGGAGCGGGUCAUGUCAGGAGGGGACGUGGCAGACGCUGGCACGGGGCUGGUGGAGCUGAGGGCUGAUGGCCUGGCCCAGGAGCAGCUCGGGAAAGGGAAAACACCUUCGCUGGGGAGGAAAACAGAAGAAGCCACAGAGGAGACCCCAGUGCCCCAAGCAUCCUACCAGCUUGACCCCGAGCAGUGCGACGGGAGCGUGAACCCCGCUGUGGCAGGGAACUGCCAGCUGCAGAGCUCUCCCCUGGCAGCCCCAUGCCACCUCCCCCAUCCCAGUGAGCUGGGGGGGGACCCAGCCCCAGAGCCCGCAGGGCAGGUCCCAAAACCUGAGGUUGGUUUUACGGAGGUGGGAGAGAGCACAGAGGCCCGGAGAGCUUCACCCAGGAGGGGCAGCAGGAUCCCGGCCAGCAAGCUGACACCAAAGAGACACCGAGAGCCCCCCAGGAAACCAGCUGAGGAUGCAGAGAGGGGUCCCAUGGAGCCACCACCGCCCCGGGGCUCCCCCCAGCUGGGUCCCCGUCACAACUCCCUCAGUGGCAGCUCAGCACUGCAGAACUUGCCAACUCUCCCAAAGGGCUCUUACCAGUUUGACCCCAAUAACUUUGACUCUGUGGAUCCAUUCAAGCCCACCAAGACACUCGCCAGCACUGCCACCGACUCCUGCUCCACUGCAGAUAACAGCCUCAAUGAAAUCCUCGAGUCUCAGACGCUGGAGGCGCAGGAUGAUCCCCUGAAAGGCAGAGACUCCCCCAAGAAGUCCAAGUCACGCCUGAUAACGACUACUGAGCAAGUGAAAUUUCUCUGUUUUCUGUUGAGUGGCUGCAAGGUGAAGCAGCACGAGGCGAAGCCCCUGGCCCUGGAUGUCAGCGCUCAGGAGGAAGGAGUGCUGAUCUCAGAAAUCCCAGAUAUUGCCAAUAGGGAUGGACAUGCCACUGAUGAGGAGAAGCUGGCCUCCACCACCUCCGGGCAGAAACUGGCUGGGCUGGACAAGAAGGCUGAGCCAGAGGAUGACCUGGAGUACUUCGAGUGCUCGAAUGUCCCCGCGCCCGCGGCGAAGCAGAGACCAGAGGCAGGCUUCGAAAAGGAGAUCUGCAAGCAGAUGGAAAAGGACGGGCCUGGCAUCUUCCCUGACAAUCCCGGGCUGUGCCCCAUGGACAAGUGCCCCAGCAGGAGCGAGGGUCCCCUGGACGGCAUCUGCCUCAGCGAGUCGGAGAAGACGGCCGUGCUGACGCUCAUCAGAGAGGAGAUCAUCACCAAGGAGAUCGAGGCCAACGAGUGGAAGAAGAAAUACGAGGAGAGCCGGCAGGAAGUGCUGGAGAUGAGGAAAAUCGUGGCUGAGUAUGAGAAGACCAUUGCCCAGAUGAUAGAGGACGAGCAGAGGACCAACAUGACAUCUCAGAAGAAUCUGCAGCAGCUCACGAUGGAAAAGGAGCAGGCUCUGGCAGACCUGAACUCAGUGGAGAGGUCCCUGUCGGAUCUGUUCAGGAGAUAUGAAAACCUGAAGGGCGUCCUGGAAGGCUUUAAGAAGAAUGAGGAAGCUCUGAAGAAAUGUGCUCAAGAUUAUCUAACCCGGGUCAAGCAGGAAGAGCAGCGGUAUCAGGCCCUGAAAGUCCAUGCAGAAGAAAAAUUGGACAAAGCCAACGAGGAGAUCGCCCAGGUGCGCACGAAGGCCAAGGCGGAGAGCGCGGCGCUGCACGCGGGGCUGCGCAAGGAGCAGAUGAAGGUGGAGUCCCUGGAGAGAGCCCUCCAGCAGAAGAACCAGGAGAUCGAGGAGCUGACCAAGAUCUGCGACGAGCUGAUAGCGAAGCUGGGGAAGUCAGACUGAGCCCCACCGCCCUCGCCCGGCACUCUGCACUUGGCUGCUUUUCUCGUGACGUCAAGCACCUUGCCUUACCCCCGGGACCCCCCUGCAGCGAAGAACACGUGUCCAGCUGCCCCCCUCAGCUGCUGGAUCCGUGGCUCCCCAGCAGAGCUGCUCCCCUUGCUGUCCCUGUCUGCUUCCCACAGCUCUGGGACUGGGAUCCCUGCAGUCAGGCUGGGAAUCCUGCGGUCAGCCAGGGCCUGUGUGUCCCUCCCAGGGCCUGCUGUGCUGUCCAUCUGCCCCAGUGCCACCUCUCAGCUGGGAGGUGACACCUCAGGCUCUGUCCCCCUUGGCUGGGCUGGGUCUGGUUGUGUCCCCACCACACUCUGUUCACUCACUGUCCUCACGGGCUCAGCUGCACAGGUACAGCCACGUGGUAGGUCCUGCCCUGGGACACGGGUGAUGCCAGGGCUCGCCCUGCUGGCUCUUGCACUGGGAAAGGGGGCCUGGCACACGCAUGGCCGGUCUCUGGUUUGUGGGUGAAGCACAGCACAGCCCGUCCCUGUCCCUGGCCGUGCCAGCCUCAGAGGACGGAGCCAACAUCUCUGCAUUCGUGCACUUUAUGAGCAUUUAUGGGCACUCUCUCAGGCUUUCUGCUCACUCCUUCCAGUCAGGCACAGCCCUCCUGCACGCCUCGGUUCCCCCAGAGCACCAAACAGGCACGUAAGCAGUAGUAACUUCAGUCCUCUCGGUGGAGGGUCCAGGUGAGGGGAGGCAGGGGAGCUGCUGCACCAGGAGGUGUUUGACAAACAGGGGAGAUGUUGGUUCUGGGGAGCUGGGACUGCCUGUCCUCCCCGUGGCCCCUCCCGUGGCUCGUCCUUCCCGUGGGGUUGAACACGGGCAAAGCCAAGGCUGUUGCUGUUGGCUCCGGGUGCCGUGGCGAGGUCAGGGCGCUGCUGUGGAGGCUGCAGGAGGAAGGAAGCAAACCCUGAGCUGCCCCACGGCUCUGCUGACUGAGAGCUUUUCCAGAAGGGCAGAAGGAGCUCAGUGCUGCCCUGGCUCCCACGCUGCUGUCAAAACUGCCCUUACAGCACUGAAUAUUAAGAGAACCCAACAAAACCCAGCCUUUACAGGCACAGGCAGACCCAGACACUAAAAUAGCCUUUGAAAUCUGCCUGGAUGCAGCCCUCCCUGGUGAGUUCUGGCGCUGUUCACGCCAUGCAGUGCCACGUUUCCCUGCCUGCAGUGCCUUGGGAGCAGCACUCGGUGCCCAGCCUCAGGCAGGGGCUGGUGACGUGUGUGUGUGCCAUGGGCCGUGAUCUGGAGUGUGCCAUGGGGCAGGGGGAUCUGUGGGUUGUGGGCACAGCCCCUCGGGGUCAGGGCAGACCCAGCCCAUGCUGCAGGAGGCAGAUGGAUGGGAUCGGGAAGGAGCUGCAGUUGUGGAUUCUCUGCCUUGAACGGGUAGUCCUAAAGUGUGAGAUAAGGGAAAUAUUUGCAGUUUGGACUGUUUCCUGCCCAGCCUGUUGAACACUUUCACAAACCUUUUUGCUGCUACGUUUUUGUAACAGAAUUGAGCUCUUUUCCUUCUAUUUUCUAAUUCCCUGUGUUGAGCAUGCAGAGCAAACACCUGUUUAAGCCAGAGCCAUACACUUGAUUAUAUUUUAUUAGUUAUAUAAUGUAUAGAGAGAGUUUAUUAUACACCUAAGCAAAGCCUGCCCCAGCACACAGCCUCCCAGCCUGCUCUCCAUGCUCCCAGUUAUCCCAGUGAUGGGCUGGUCACUGUGUGAUGGGAAGCCAGUGGCUGACACCACUCGGAGCUGUGCACCUGUGGCUUGUGCUGGAUAUUCACCCAUUGCACAGUUGACAGGAAGAACCUUUCUUUCCCUCUUUUUUCUUCCCCUUUGACCUCCCCACGUGUCCCUCUCCCAGGCUGGUGGAAAAGCCUCAGUCAUACAAUCAGCAAAGACUGUUUCUGUCCCACUUGGGGGGAUCUGAUAAAGCAAAUACCUGAGACCCAGAGAUUUCUUGAGCAGUUGGGGUUUUGUCUUUGCAGCUCUUGAGGAGCUGGAGAGCAGUGUAGCACAACCUCUCAGAGCUGGUGAAAGGCUGGUCCCAGGUAGGGACUGCAGCAGCCUCCUGCCCUGCUCAGGGCCGUGAUGCUCGUGUGCUGGCUUGGCUCCACGUGUGAGGUUGUCUGAGGUUGGUCUCUCCUCGGGGUGCUGCUCUGGCCCUCGUGGCUGGCACGGAGUUGCAGAAGUUUGGGUUUCACCACCCGGCACUUCCCCAGAGCCCUGACCUGCGCACGGUGUGGUCACUGCUGCAUCCUUCCCCUCCGAGCUGUCUGCAGAGCACGGCUCCACGGUGAUCACCCCCAGGGCAGAGCCCUCCACCCCUCCUGUCCUGUCCCUGCUCCCCCAUGUCACCCGGUCCCUCCACGCUGCCUCCCUCACCUGGCGCUGUCCGACCCUGGGCCUGUCCGCUUGCACCCCAGUCUGGGCCAAGAAGAUUCCUAAGGAAUGAUUUAUCAACUAUAAUAUGGUUAUAGUUACAUAUAUAUAAAUACAUACAUAAUGGCUAUAGUGCUAUAAAAUAGAAGGUGUGUGCUUGCAGAGGGGCAGGACUGUUGUGUCUCUCGUGCUGAAGUGCCAACACUGUGGCAUCCCCAUGGCCAGCAUGGGAACAGCCGGUCCCCCUGCAGGGCGUCCCAGCCUGGGUGUGUCUGUCCUGUGAUCCUUGCAGUAGAGUUUAAAUGCCCCUUUCUGGCAGUGACAGGCCCUGCCCGUGUUGCUACUUGCAGUGUGCAUUUGCCAGCAGAUCUGUCUGUAAUGAAGUGCCAACCCCCCAACCACUGACAGCUUCCCCCGUCCCCCCAGUGUGAUUCCCCAGGCAGGACCUUCCUCUGCUCUGACUCUGCUUCGUGCCAUGCGUGUAACUGCCAUCGCCAUCAGUUUUAUAUGUAUGAUAAUUUCCCUUUUAUAUGUCAGGUAAAUAUUUGUAAGAGUUAUACUCACACAAAUGAGAUUAUUAUAAUGAUUACUAAUAUAUUUUUUUUCCCAUGUUUCAUUGCCUGAGUAAAAAUUGUGUUUAUCACUCUU